Molecule: messenger RNA, 1582 nt
Organism: Pelobates fuscus (common spadefoot toad)
Lineage: Eukaryota; Metazoa; Chordata; Amphibia; Anura; Pelobatidae
Gene: RAB20
Product: RAB20, member RAS oncogene family
Exons: 2
Coding region: 210-878 (222 amino acids)
Biological process (GO): intracellular protein transport
Cellular component (GO): endomembrane system
Molecular function (GO): GTP binding; GTPase activity
Source: RefSeq, a predicted model, not a curated record
GGUGUACAGAACGAGGGGCUGUAAAGUGACUGCAAGGAAUGAGUGUCCUGGACUUUUCCAUCAGAGGCGGACUGCACCCUCCUGGGGGUAGAUGGAGGUCCUAGUGUUACUUUUUAGGGACAAAGGGCAGAUUGUCUGGCUCAGUUUACCUUGUGUCUGACUGUGUAAUAGGAUUUCGGGGUCUGCGCUCUUACCUACACAGCAACAGGAUGAAGAAGCCUGACCUGAAGGUGGUACUCCUGGGGGAUAUGAAUGUGGGGAAAACUUCCCUGUUACACCGGUACAUGGAGAGAAAGUUUCAGGAAACCGUGAGCACAGUCGGAGGGGCUUUCUACCUCAAGCAAUGGGGUCCCUACAAUAUCUCCAUCUGGGACACUGCAGGUCGGGAGCGGUUUCAUGGCCUAGGGUCCAUGUACUGCAGGGCAGCUUCUGCAGUCAUCUUCACUUAUGAUGUUGCAUGCAUGCAGAGCCUAAUGGAGCUUGAAGAAAGAUUCCUGAGUCUGACGGACACAGUCAGUGAUGACUGCAUUUAUGCCGUAGUGGGGAACAAAAUUGACCUUACCGAUGGUGAAGGUGAUGCAGAUGAAGAAAUAACUCCCUCUGGCAAUUCCACCAAGAUUCGCAAACAGGUUCAUUUGGAAGAUGCUUUUGCCUUGUAUAAGAGAAUAAUAAAAACUAAAAUGUUAGAUGAAAAUAAUGUGCCGCCUGCGGAAAAAAUGUGCUUUGAGACUAGCGCAAAGACUGGGCACAAUGUUGACGCUCUAUUUGAAGGAGUUUUCAGCAUGGUUGUACCGUUCUUAAAAAAGAAAGGACCAGAGGAUACUGUCAACCUUGAACACAGCAAUCACCAGCUAGCAGGAAAGAAGGGUUGCUGUUAAAUAUCAAUUUUGUUUUUCUUCUUUUUUCAUCCCUCUUCUCAAAAAAGUUACUGUUGUGGUUUUCAAGUCAAUGAACUAUUGUUUGGAUAAUUCAAAAUUAGCAUUGCAAGGAACAGUAGACUUGUGGUUGAAGGUCAUUUGAGGUGAUAUUGAACUACCUACUGGCGGAGGGAUGUCUGCUAUCUGCUGAUUAGAGGAUAGCAAAUUAAUCCGUGAUGCUUAGAGCCUUCAGCUUGUGGCUGACAAGUUAACAAUCUGUGAUCAAUAUUGCAGAAGCCUUUGUGUCCAUGCAAGCUUAAUGUAGAAGAAAAGCAUACGCGUAAAGAGGAUGUUCAACUUUCUUGGUGGACAUGCAACAGGUCAUCAUUUGCUUGAUUGCCAACAGAAGAUAUAAUUUAGCAAACCCUAUGUUUGGGUAUCCUUGGUUAUAGAAUCCAUUAUUUUUUAUUAAUGGCCUCAGCCUUCGUUAUAGGCCCAAGUCUGUAAAGGUAUUGUGUGGGUGUUUGCACAGAGGUACAUGGCUUCGCUGCAGAUGCCUAGGAUGCCCUAUUAAGUUGCCUUAUAAUGACUUAUCACCUUUUCCACUGAUAAAGACUUAACAGAAACUGUAAUUCAUCUCAGUCAUAUUUUUAUAUAUGUGCAGGGAUCCACACCAUAAUUCUAAUUACAGAUGGAUAAAUUAUUAAACGUUAGUGAUACAUUUA